This is a messenger RNA of Neospora caninum, 684 nucleotides long. RefSeq lists its product as hypothetical. Lineage: Eukaryota; Apicomplexa; Conoidasida; Eucoccidiorida; Sarcocystidae. Bases 1 to 684 code for a protein of 227 amino acids. Gene Ontology annotation, molecular function: protein binding. The transcript is spliced from 6 exons. The record is from RefSeq and is a predicted model, not a curated record.
AUGGCUUACCAAGAUUGUCUCUUGGCGCUUGACUUGGGAUCCACUGCUGAAGAGCAGGAAACCGUUCAAAGGCAACUUCAGAUUCCCGCCGUCCUCAACCUCGCUGCCUGCAUGCUUGCCACAAAGGCGUUCCACAGAUGCAAGGCCCUCUGCAAUGUCGUUCUGGAUCUCGAGCCUCAGUCUCUCAAGGCCAUCUUCCGACGCGCUCUGGCUAGCUUUCACCUGGGGGAGUUGGAUGAGGCGAAGGCGGAUCUCCAGCGCGCCUGUGCAAUGUGUGGGGGCCGACACCCCUGCGAGGCGGAAGAGUUCUCAGACGCCCAAGACAGUGUGAAAGACAGACUGGCGACAAAAUCACAUUCCCUAUUGAGCAUGAACAGCCACAAGGAACUUCCAAGCGGCAUUCCAGAGAAUGCAGACGACAGAGAAAAGUUCCUCAAGAAAGUCAGCUAUUACUUGCAUGCAAUCGCCCAGCAACAGAAGCGGUACGCUAAAGCAUGCAAGAACAUGUUCAGCGACGACCGCCUGGAGUCGGACGGUGUUUCAGGAACCCAGGACUGCAAGCCUGGGGGGACGCUCCAUCUGGAGCGCCUUCCAAGCCAGGCCUCUUGGAUGUCUCCGCUCACCUUUUUCAAGUGCUCAAAGUGCAGUUUCUGUGCUAGGCGCGCAGAACGGGUCGAUGGAUGA